Messenger RNA from Phragmites australis (common reed), 2584 nucleotides. Its product is annotated as L-type lectin-domain containing receptor kinase SIT2-like. Lineage: Eukaryota; Viridiplantae; Streptophyta; Magnoliopsida; Poales; Poaceae. The transcript has a single exon. Bases 281 to 2338 code for a protein of 685 amino acids. The record is from RefSeq and is a predicted model, not a curated record. Gene Ontology annotation, cellular component: plasma membrane. Gene Ontology annotation, biological process: protein phosphorylation. Gene Ontology annotation, molecular function: ATP binding; protein kinase activity; carbohydrate binding.
UCAUCUCACUUUUUUGGGGAAAAAAUGGUAAAUGAAUGCUUGAUCAUAGCAGAAAUUGCACAUCUGCGUUUGACUCGCUACAGAAAUAAGAAGAAAAUGUGGAUCUUUCUUUUCUCCCUAUGUGGUCAUAGAAGGAACGCCAAUGGAAAUGGCCAAUCAAUAGUUGCUUCUGCAGUUCUACCUGAAAGGUCUUCAUGUCUGCUUGCUUAUCAGAGACAAAUUUUCCGAUCUCUCACCUACCAAGGACUAGGUGAGUUGCCACUCUGCUCCGAGGGACGAGAUGCAUGCCAUGAUCUCCUUCCUUGUACUGCUUCUCUUUCAUCGCCAUGGCGUCAGCCAUGCAGCGGUGGCAGCUGCUGCCAGCGGCGGCGGUGGCGCCCAGUUCAUCUACAACGGCUUCUCCGGCGCGCGGCUCGACCUCGACGGCAUGGCCCUGGUCGAGCCAGACGGCAAGCUCAUGCUGACCAACGUCACGUCCCAACUGAAGGGCCACGCGUUCCACCCGGCGGCAUUCCGCUUCCACGACGACGACAGGACGCCCAACGGCACCGCCCGGUCGUUCUCGACGGCCUUCGUGUUCGCCAUCGUCUCCGACUACGUGACGGUGAGCGGCAACGGGUUGGCCUUCUUCGUCAUGCCGAGCAAGAACCUGUCCGCAGCGUCGCCGAGCCAGUUCCUCGGCCUCUUCAACAGCCAGAACAACGGCAACGCGAGCAACAACGCCUUCGCCGUCGAGCUCGACACCAUCCUCAACUCGGAGUUCCGGGACAUCAACAGCAACCACGUCGGUGUCGACGUGAACGGCCUGGUGUCCAUCGCCGCCGAGCCCGCGGGGUACUACGCCGAAGACGACACGGGGGGCUUCAGGAACCUGUCCCUCUUCAGCGGCGACGCGAUGCAGGUGUGGGUGGACUAUGACGGCCGGGCCACGGUGCUCAACGUGACGCUGGCGCCCGCGGAGGCGCCCAAGCCCAGGAAGCCUCUCAUAUCCGUCGCCGUCGACCUCUCGCCGGUUGUGAGCGACACGGCGUACGUCGGCCUCUCGUCGUCGACGGGCCCGUACCAAACGCGCCACUACGUCCUCGGCUGGAGCUUCGCCCUGGACGGCGCCGCGCCGCCGCUCGACUACGCGAUGCUCCCCAAGAUGACGCGCGUCGUCACCAAGCGACGAUCCAAGGCGCUCUACGUGGUCCUGCCCGUAGCCAUGCCGCUCCUUGCGCUAGCAGUGGUCGCCGGCGUGUCCCAGCUCGCGUGGCGGCGGUUCCGGUACGCCGAGCUCCGGGAAGACUGGGAGGUGGAGUUCGGGCCGCACCGGUUCGCGUACAAGGACCUGUUCCACGCCACCGACGGCUUCGACGGCAAGCACCUCCUCGGCGUCGGGGGCUUCGGCAGGGUGUACAAGGGCGUGUUGCCAUCGUCCAAGACGGAGGUCGCCGUCAAGAUCGUGUCGCACGACGCGAGCCAAGGGAUGAAGCAGUUUAUCGCCGAGGUCGCCAGCAUCGGCCGCCUCCGGCAGCGCAACGUCGUGCAGCUGCUCGGCUACUGCCGACGCAAAGGCGAGCUCCUCCUGGUCUACGACUACAUGCCGAACGGCAGCCUCGACAGGUGGCUGUACGAUCACGACGCGCCGCCCCUGAGCUGGGCGCAGAGACUCCGCGCCAUCAGGGGUGUCGCGUCCGGCCUGCUCUACCUCCACGAGGACUGGGAGCAGGUGGUCAUCCACCGCGACAUCAAGGCGAGCAACGUGCUUCUCGACGGCGAGAUGAACGCGCGGCUCGGCGACUUCGGGCUCGCGAGGCUGUACGACCGCAGCGCUGGCCCGCAGAUCACGCACGUGGUGGGCACCAUGGGUUACCUCGCGCCGGAGCUCGCGCACACCCGGCGCGUGACGCCGGCCACCGACGUGUUCGCGUUCGGCUCGUUCGUGCUCGAGGUGGCCUGCGGCCGGCGGCCGAUCAAGCACGACGCCGAAGACGGUGACGGCUGGUUCGUGCUGGUGGACUGGGUGCUGGAGCUCUGGCGCAAGGACGCUCUCGUCGACGCCGCGGACGCGCGGCUCUGCGGAGACUACCCCGCCGACGAGAUGACGCUGGCGCUGAAGCUGGGCCUGCUGUGCUCCCACCCGGCGCCCGCCGCGCGGCCGUCGAUGCGGCAGGUGAUGCAGUACCUCGACGGCGACACGCUGCUGCCCGAGCUGCCGUCGUCGUACCAGAGCUUCACCGUGCUCGCCAUGAUGCAGAACGAGGGCUUCGACUCCUACGACGUGUCGUACGCAUCGUCGACGGCGACGGGGACGAGCGUGGGCGCCGCGUCCUCCAUCCAUUCCGGAGGAAGAUGAUUAAAGCGGCCACGCGUAAUCACAUUUCGUUAUGCCUGGUAGUAUCGUAAAAUCAUUUUGAAAGAAGGAUCAAAUUUGGCAGGAAUUUCAGAUUUAGGAAUCAUGAUUUGAGCAAGAACGCACAUUUCUUACCCUCCAGCAGAAAAGGGUCUAAUCAUACUUCACAUACGUCGAGCUGUAUGAGCUGUAAUUAAACCCCUAUGCUAAGAUAGCUUGGGAAUUAUCAUAGAUCGAGAUUUAGUGCUA